GCGGGGGGAGGGGUGGUGGCGAGCAGGGCGCUCCCGGCCGGGGUCCGGGGUGGACCCGCCGCGUCCUCGCAAGUCCGAGUUUUCAGGGACCCUCGGGCUUUCUUCCAAGCUCGGGGUCGCAGCUGAUGUGUCUUCAGCGCCGUCUCAGGGCCUUUUCUCAGCAGUCCCCCAGCAGCAGGUCCUCUUACUGUUCCCGUUUUACAGAUGGGGAAACUGAGACCUGGGAAGAAGUAACUUACCCAAAGUCAUCCUGCGGGUGAUGGCCGGGCUGGAGCCCCCCACCCCCACGCCCGCCCCCACCCCGUGCGCCCACGUGUGAGCGAGGCCGCGCUGCGAGGAAGCCCUAACGCCGGGCGGCCCCGGCAGACCUCCGGAAGUUACCAAGAACUAGGACGCUUCCGUUUGGUUUUUCAUCCUUGAGUCCCCCGGGGUCAGCAUCUUCCAGGCAUGGCACGUCCAGUGAUGCUGACUUUAGAGGACAGGGACCUGAAGGGAUGCACCUGGGCCAUAGCCCCCACCCUGACCUCCCUGGGCUACCUGCUCAUCCUGCUGGUCUCCAUCUUCCCCUUCUGGGUGCGGCUCAUGAAUGAGGAGUCGCAGGAAGAGUAUUUCAGCGGCCUGUUUGAGAACUGCUUCCAUAUCAAGUGCUGGAAGCCUCGACCCUUGUCCAUUUACAUCCUCCUUGGCCGGAUUUUCCUGCUCUCCGCCGUCAUCCUGUCCUGCCUCACGACCUUCCUCAUGGUGUCCUUUGCGUCUCAGCUCUUCCCGAGGAUCCGGAAGCACCAUCUUGUGUCAGCCUCCGUCAGCUUCCUCACAGGGGCCUGUGCCCUCCUGGCCUUGCUGCUGCACGCCCUGGAGAUGCGGGAGCUGAGGACGAAGCCCAGCCCCCCGCAGUUCUCGGUGCAGUGGCCUUACUACGCCCUGGGUCUUGGCAUCUUUCUGUUCGUGGUGGCUGGUGCCAUCUGCCUCUUUGAAGAAGUGACCUGCCUCAGCUGCAAUCUGUUGCCCAUCUCCCAGAGGAUUGAGGAGACCCGGGGGAUCCCACACCUGGAGACGCAGGAGAGUCUGGGAGGAGAACUGAGCUCUAUACAAAAGGAGACGCUACUGAAGGAAGAAACUGUUAUCUAGCCCAGGCCUUUCUGUCCCUCCGCAAGUAGCGCGAGUGCCCGUGUGCGUGCGUAUUUGUAGCUCCCCCCACCCCCAGUCUCUGCUACCUUUGAUGAGCUUCCUGAGUGCCAGCUCAACCCUCCACUUCCCCAUACCUGCUCUUACCCGAUAUUUGUUAAAAAUUCUUUGAACUCUUCUGAGUGAAUGGGGGGGAGGGGGAACUGGUGUUUUCAAGAAAAGAAGGGCUACUCUUACAUUCUCUUACAUUUAUGCCUCAAAAACCCAGCCUGGAGAGCAGGGGAGGGUGGAGGGAUAUUCUGAGACUAUCAGGUAAAGUAGCUUUUGUAAACAAAAACUGGACAGGAUACAGCCACCGCAUAAAGUGUUUGAAUAAACAACAUUAAAAAAAAAAGUGAUGCCUCUAGACAAAAAAUGUUGAUUCAUUGCAGGAAAUUUUUCUUAAAUGUAUGUUGAGGGGAGGGGUUGGGGGUGUUUAAAGUUGAAGGCUUUCCCAGAAUUGACCUCCCAGGUCUGGAAGCCUUGGCCCAGGGAGAUCAUGCAUCUAGGGAAAGCACAGGUGAGCUAGCCCAUCAGCAUGUGGGCUUACCAUCCUUCAGGUGCUCCUGCUCACAGUGUCUGGGGAGCACUCAGCUUGCCAGCUAGGAUGACAGUAGCUGAGAAGUCCAGAUGCUUCUGGGGCAGUGAGAGAGGUUAGAAAAGUGAUCCAAGCACUCUGUUGGCCUCAUAUCCACCCCCAUCCCAAAGACACCAAGCAACAAUGGCUCCUCACUUCCUUUAAAGAACACAUACGUGGAAAGAACUCUUGGAUCCUAAGCCAUGUAUGUCCCGGAGGAGAAGGGAUGUGAUGGGUAUGGCUAGAGUCAAGUGCGCUCUGCCAUCACUGUUAAAUAGUGCUCAUUAAAGGUUGAGCUUGUGCAGUGAACCAUGGGGGGUGUUAUGGGGUACACAGAGGUAGCAGAAUCAGUGCCUGCUCUCCACAUCUUCACACCCAAGCUUGGGACCAAAGACACAGACACCUGAAAAACUAACACCCACCAGGUGUUCUACUUUGACGUUUUGGAGUUUCCUGUUACAUUUCUCGCCAAAAGUUAUCUUGGGAGUUUCUUACAGGGACAUGGUGACAGCCUAGUUCUAAAUCUCCCUCCUCCUUAAAAAACAUACUGGAGCCCACAAGCAGCAGUAAAAGGGGGAUCAGAGAAAAUCUGGAAAAUCUGCCAGCUCCAAAAUGUGUAAUUCUUUUGCCCAAAUCACGCUCAAACCAGCAGAAUCCGUAUGGGAAGUCACAACUGGCAGGUUGGCAUGGUGGAUACAGUGAGGUUGUUCAGAGAAUAAAGUGGGGCUCUAGUGGUGGAAGAUUUCCAGAAAUCAUUAGCAAAUAUUAACAAGUUUGGAGGGACCUACACACCCUCCCCCACCCUCAGAAGGAAUGGCUACGAACAGGAUUGGGAACAAACAUGGUGGGGUAUGAGAGUUGGGGAGGCAAAGAAGGGCAUGGAAAGUACAUGACAGGCCAUAAAGUGGAAGAUUUAAGGAAGAUCACCUUGGAAGGCAGAUGGCAAUAUCCUUGAUAACAAUGACUGGUGGUGAAUGGAAGGAAGGAAGGGAUGGUAGUAUGAGCCCCUCCAAACCAAGUUAGAAUAUGAGACUCUGCAGAAUCCCAGCCAUAUGGGAACUACACAUAAUCCAUCCCUGUAGCAAUAGCAGGAGGAGCCCUUGCACUGGGACACCGAGAGUACUCCCCAUACCUUACUCCCCUUCCACAGUAUCCUCCUGGAUCUGUUAUAAUUAGAACUUUGCCAUUUGGAUGUUGUAAAAGAAUUCCACUUUAAUAAAUGUUUCAUGUCUUACAUUUUAA
This is a messenger RNA of Choloepus didactylus (southern two-toed sloth), 2983 nucleotides long. It is a transcript of the gene TMEM225B, whose product is annotated as transmembrane protein 225B. Lineage: Eukaryota; Metazoa; Chordata; Mammalia; Pilosa; Megalonychidae. Gene Ontology annotation, biological process: negative regulation of phosphatase activity. The record is from RefSeq and is a predicted model, not a curated record. Bases 448 to 1128 code for a protein of 226 amino acids. The transcript has 6 exons.